This is a messenger RNA of Jatropha curcas, 2506 nucleotides long. RefSeq names its product LEAF RUST 10 DISEASE-RESISTANCE LOCUS RECEPTOR-LIKE PROTEIN KINASE-like 1.2. Gene Ontology annotation, biological process: protein phosphorylation. Gene Ontology annotation, molecular function: protein kinase activity; polysaccharide binding; ATP binding. The record is from RefSeq and is a predicted model, not a curated record. Lineage: Eukaryota; Viridiplantae; Streptophyta; Magnoliopsida; Malpighiales; Euphorbiaceae.
CGUCUGUCGCCCGCCAUCAUCAUCUUCUACCAAACAGAAUCAAAACUAUAUUUCCAUUUACUUAAUACAAAAGUCUUAGUCAAAUGUCUUCUCGUGCUUCAUAAUCGAAGCAAACAAAAUAAAUAUAAUCACUUUGCAUUUAAUAUUGUAAUAUUUAAUUCUUCAAUUCCUUAGUUUCUGUUAUUAUUACUUAUCAUCUUCUUCUUUUCUUCUUUGACAAAAAAAAAAAAAAACACAUAAAUGGAUACUCAUCUGUUCUUGCCAUCCCAUGUACACUCCAUGAUCACCCUCUUCUUUCUCUUACUUUUUGUUUCAUCAUCUUACUGUGAAGAUGAUAAGCACUAUACAGAGUGCAGGAAAACCUUUUCAUGUGGAAAUUUACAUGGUCUUUAUUAUCCUUUUUGGAGCGAUGAAAGGUCUAAAAUAUGUGGUGACCAAAGGUUUAAGCUCCGCUGCGAAGAAGAUCAAUUUCCUGUUCUAAGUAUCACAAAUCAAGAUUUUCGGUUACUGUCCGUUGAUGACUUCGGACGAAUAACGAUUACAAUCGUUCGAAUGGAUUUAUUUGAAAGUAUUUGUCCGGUGAAUAUCGCUGAAAUUCGUCCGAUUACUAUCGACAAUGCUCUCUUUUUAGAUGAACAGGAGGUUCAAAACGUUACUCUAUUCUACAAUUGCUCAGCGGAAAAACCUCCUUUUCCAAACUACAGAUUUUCAUGUGAUGUAAAUGGAGAAGAAAGGCCUGCAUAUUAUGCGACUGGUGAGUGGGAGAUAGACCACCUUUCCAACUAUUGUAACAUCGAAUUGCAGGUCCCGAUUUCUGCAUAUCGUAUCGAAAUUAUUUGGAACGGGCUUCGAAAUUUUGAGAGAGUUUUGAAAGCUGGAUUUAAUGUUGUCUACAAGCCCGAUGAAAUGUGCGAGAGAUGUAGCGAUUCAAGUGGGAUUUGUGGUACCAACUCCACUACUUCCAGAUUCACCUGCCUUUGCCAUGAUCGUCCUUAUCCUAUGAAUUGUCCUAACGUUGACAGUUCAAAGGUGCCACUAAAAGUUGGUAUUGGUGUAGCAGCAGGUUUUGGAAGUGUAAUCAUAACAUGCAUAAUCUUCUAUAUUUAUCUAAGACGCAAGAAAAAAGCAUAUAAUCCAUCUUCCUAUAUCUCUCAAAGCAACACAUCAGAUUACUCUUCUUCGAAGUCAGAUGUUGAGAAAGGAGGUAGCUACUUCGGUGUUCAUCUUUUCACCUAUGGUGAACUUGAAGAGGCUACAAACAAUUUUGAUUCUGCUAAAGAGCUUGGAGAAGGAGGUUUUGGCUCUGUAUACCAUGGCACACUUCGAGAUGGACGUGUUGUUGCAGUUAAGCGCCUGUACGAAAACAACUACAAAAGAGUUGAGCAGUUCAUGAAUGAAGUUGAUAUCCUAACUCGGUUACGCCAUCCAAAUCUUGUGACACUAUAUGGCUGCACAUCCCGCCACAGCCGUGAACUUCUGUUAGUGUAUGAGUACAUUCCUAAUGGUACAGUUGCUGAUCAUCUUCAUGGAGAAAGAGCAAAGCCUGGUGAACUCCAAUGGUCUACUCGAAUGAAAAUUGCUAUAGAGACUGCUAGUGCAUUAGCUUAUCUCCAUGCUUCAGAUAUCAUACACCGCGAUGUGAAAACCAACAACAUUCUUCUUGACAACAAUUUUUGUGUUAAAGUUGCAGAUUUUGGAUUGUCUCGCCUCUUUCCACUAGAUGUUACACAUGUUUCCACUGCUCCACAAGGAACUCCUGGCUAUGUCGAUCCGGAGUAUCACCAAUGCUAUCAGUUGACUGAUAAAAGUGAUGUCUACAGUCUUGGAGUAGUCUUAGUUGAGCUUAUAUCAUCAAUGCCAGCUGUUGAUAUCACGAGGCACCGGCAUGAAAUUAAUUUGUCUAAUAUGGCAAUCAAUAAGAUACAGAGCGGUGCAUUAGAUGAACUUGUUGAUCAAAGUCUCGGAUUUCAAUCAGACUAUGCAGUAAGAAAAAUGAUAACUGCAGUUGCCGAGUUAGCAUUUCAAUGUCUACAAAGCGCGAAAGAGUUAAGACCAUCUAUGGAAGAAGUGUUGGAAACUUUAAAGAAGAUUCAAAAUAAGGGUUACAAUAUUGAAAAGGCAGAGGAAGUUGAUAUUCCAUCAGAUGAUGUUGGAUUGCUGAAAAGUGGUCCUUUGCCACUUUCUCCUGAUACUGUUAUGAUAAAAUGGAUAAGCAAUUCUUCAACAGCUAGUAUCAGUAGCUGAGUUUUGCUUCUUUCACUGUGUUUUCAAGUACAAUUUCAGUUCUUGGAAGGGAUGUAUAUAUAUGAUUUGAGAAGGUGAGAUGUGUGUUCUAUAUGCUUAAUGUUCUCCUUCUGCUUAUUAUUCUUUAGGUGAUUUUUGCCUUUUUACUAAUCGAUUAUAUAUUAGUUAAAAAAAUAUUGCUUUAUUCAUUGAACUGACACUGUAAUGUAUCUUAGAAAUAAAUUCUGUAUAUCUUGAUAAUAUAGUGCAGCUAUUUACUGUA